Neoarius graeffei (lesser salmon catfish) is the source of this 5836-nucleotide messenger RNA. RefSeq names its product nfe2 like bZIP transcription factor 1b (gene nfe2l1b). Gene Ontology annotation, molecular function: DNA-binding transcription factor activity, RNA polymerase II-specific; RNA polymerase II cis-regulatory region sequence-specific DNA binding. Gene Ontology annotation, cellular component: nucleus. The record is from RefSeq and is a predicted model, not a curated record. Gene Ontology annotation, biological process: regulation of transcription by RNA polymerase II. The transcript has 6 exons. NCBI's taxonomy places the organism in Eukaryota, Metazoa, Chordata, Actinopteri, Siluriformes, Ariidae. The coding region runs from base 507 to 2906 and encodes 799 amino acids.
AUGCGCGUUGUUAAAACGUGUUCCUCUGUCAGGGAACUUCUCGGCAAGGGAGAAAUUUUGCAAGUCAUGGUGGGCCAUUCAAGACAGGUGGACUACGACAACAUUAAGUAAAUAUAUGGAAAUAAGUGACAUUUUCAAGAACGUGACUGUCAUAUGCUACCCAUGAGUACCGUCUAGACAUUUUGGGCUGUUUUAUCCGUAAACUCUUUCUACAUUGGAGGAGUUUUCAGAGAGUAAUUGAAAAUUCAUUGGUGGGAUCUAAGCAUCUGACAGGAUAGACACUUGCCACUGAGGACAAAGGAACCCUCCUUUUCCCCCAUUUUCCCUUUUUAUUUUCCCCAAAGCCAAUGUUUUUCUAAAAGCACCUAAGUUUUGUAAUGGUUUCUCUACAUUUUAUACUUAUGUAAUCUAAAACACUGACUCCAAGUGUCCUAGUUUGACCCUCGUUCUGUUAGAUUUUUUUUUUGUUUUGCUUUUAACUUUCAUUUUGUUUCCUUUGCCAAGAAAUGCUUUACUUGAAAAAGUACUUCACAGAGGGUCUGAUUCAGUUCACUAUCCUCCUGAGUCUCAUUGGGGUGCGGGUGGACGUGGACACCUAUUUAAACAGUCAGCUGCCCCCUCUCCGUGAAAUCAUCUUGGGCCCGAGCUCAGCCUACACACAGACACAGUUUCACAACCUGCGCAACACCCUGGACGGCUAUGGCAUCCAUCCGAAAAGCGUGGACUUGGACCAUUUCUUUGCCAUUCGUCGGCUGCUGAAUCAGGUGCACUCUCUGGAUCACCUGCGUGUGCCCAGCACUGAGCUGAACGCUUGGCUGGUGCACCGUGACCCUGAGACUGUGGUGUCUGCAGCCAGCCAGCCGAGUCCCAGCAUUGCCCUGGACAAUGGGGGCAGCCUGGAGGACGUAAACAGUCCUGAACCCUCGGCCAUGAGAGGGGCUGGCAGCACUUCUGAGUCAACCUACAACCUUAGUGGAGAGGACAGUUUGGGUGCUGUGGCUUCUGAGGCCAACCAGGAGCAAGGCAACAGAGACAGCGUUGAUGAGCUUUCUAAAGAGGACAUAGACCUUAUAGAUAUCCUCUGGCGACAGGACAUUGACCUCGGAGCUGGACGGGAAGUGUUUAACUACAGCAGCAGGCACAAGGAUGGUGAGACUGACAAACCGAAUGAGGCAAAUGAGGAGGCAGGUGUACGAGAGGAGGACUGGAGAAAUGGAAUCAAUCUGCAGGAGGGUCAGGGCAUAACUCUUGUGGAUGGAGAGACAGGAGAGAGCAUACCUGAGCAGCUCUCCAGCCUUGGUACACAGACCUCAAUGUCCCUACAGGAAUGCCUAAGGCUUCUGGAGGCCACCUUCCCUUUUGGAGAGGAAUCGGAGUUCCAGGCUACAGAAGCUGCCCCUCAACUGAGAGGCCCAGCAGAAAAUGUUCCUUCAACAUCUCAGGGGCUUUCACUGCCUGCCUCUUUGCCUCAGUCUGAUGCACCUUUAGACCUGGAACAGCAAUGGCAGGACAUAAUGGCAAUCAUGGAACUGCAGGAUAUGGAUGUGAAUAACAUGACUGAAAACACCAAUCUCACCAACCUGAACAACACUGGUACUAAUACCAAUGAAUCAGGCACAAUGGCAAGUUUUGGUGUUCCACAAUCCAGUCUGAUCAACCAGGAUGUGAGUCUCCAUCAGGCAUCCCUCCCGAGCUGCAGCCAGGACCUCCCCAACCUUUUCAACUCUGAAUUGGAUCCCUCUGUUGGGCAGCGACCUCCUCUCCUUAGGCUCUCCUCCAGCAAUUCAUCUAAUAUCAAUUCAACAUUUGGAGUCACAAAUCUUACUGGGCUGUUCCUCCCACCACUCAACAGCACCAACAACUUGACCUCUUCCCCAGUGCUGCCUGACCCCUUUGCUAGCCUGCUGGAGGAGUCCAUGCUGGAUGAAAUUAGCCUGCUAGACCUUGCAAUGGAGGAAGGGUUCAGUCAGGCUCAAGCCUCUCAACUAGAAGAUGAGCUCGACUCAGACUCUGGACUGUCUUUAGAUUCUGGACACAGCCCUGUCUCUCCCAGCAACUCUGAGACGUCUUGCUCCUCAGCUGCGUCUUCUUCCUCCACCUCUGCCACUUUCUCUGAGGAAGGCGCUGUGGGCUACAGCACUGAUUCUGAAGUGGCCACAGCUGAAGCAGAGGAGGGUGCCGUUGGAGGCUACCAACCAGAAUAUAGCAAGCUGUGCCGUAUGAGCUAUCAAGAUCCGUCUCAUUUUUAUAACCUGCCACAGCUGGACAGCAUCAAUCACAACCACACUUACAACCUACCACUAGCUUCCUCGUACCCUGAGGAACCCCAGCUGCCGGGAUCCUGUAGUAAAAAGUGCAGAGACAAGCACCUACAACAAACCAAGGUUCAUCCACCACGAGAGUUCAUCGACAAGCAGUCAAGCCGCGAUGAACGUCGGGCCAGAGCCAUGAAAAUCCCAUUUUCCAACGAUAAAAUUGUCAACCUUCCUGUUGAAGAAUUCAACGAGCUUCUGUCCAAACACCAUCUCAGCGAGGCCCAGCUUUCCCUCAUCCGCGAUAUCCGCAGACGUGGCAAAAACAAAAUGGCUGCACAGAACUGCCGUAAACGCAAACUGGACACCAUCAUCAACCUUGAGCAAGGUGUGCAGGAUCUGCGGCGUGACAAAGCCCGGCUGCUGAAGGAGAAGAUGGAGUGCCUGCGCUGUAUCAGGCAGAUGAAGCAGAAGGUGCAGAUCCUUUAUCAGGAAGUAUUCAGCCAGCUGCGUGAUGAUGAAGGCAGGCCUUACCCUGCUAGUGAGUAUUGCCUGCAGUACAGUGCUGAUGGUAGCGUGCUCAUUACACCACGAAGCAUGACUCUUGAGCAAAGCCGGAAGCCUGACAAGAAACAGAAGGACAAAAAGAAGUGAGGAUCUGCUCCUUUCUUUUGCUGCCAAGGCUCCACCAUGGAAAAAAAAUUACUAUAAGGUGGAAGUAAAUGCUGUUUUUGUUUUUUUUUCCUUUGAGAAGAUUCUAGCAAGGAAAAGAAAAUUGCACUGUCAGUGUUGUUCCUGCAUUAGGUUUUCUCCUUUUUUCUUUUUUUGGUUCAAAUGUUUUCUCCAGAAAAUAUGAAGCAGAAUUGCUUUUUAAAGUACCGAUUCUCUGUUGAUUUACUUGGAGUAUGAUCAGAAUGGUGAAUUGACUGAAUCUAAGAAGAGUAAAAGAGGCAAACCACAGCUGGGGAGACACUGACUAAUCUGAGAAUAACUUGAGGAAUUUGACCUUAAUUUCCAUCAAGAUCCCAAAAACAAGAUGAAUGUAAGGCUAGCUGAUUAUCGGCUUGGAAAGGCCAUUAGACUCUUUAGUAUUGGCCUCUGGGGUGUGUGAGUACCCUGCUGGUAGUCCUUUAGUGUUAAAGAAGGUGGCCCUUUUUUCUGAAGAUGAUUGAGAGGUGCUCGGAAGUUGGAAGAUGAACUUUUGUGCCGAGAAAACACAUGCAAAAGAAAGCAUAUCCAUAGUAACCAAUGGUUGUGCGUUUCUUUUGUUUCAUCACAGUGGUCACUUGUGUACCUUACACCAAUGUGAUUUCAAUGACCAUAACAAGGAAACGGCACAUUUCCUUUGGACAGUUCAAUGUGAAACCUGACUGGUUUCUUUGGGUAUUAAAUACCACUUGCCAUGGAAUUAGGAAAAGUCGGACAAAGAGUGGUUAAGAAUGAGUUUGAGGUAAUGCUUGAGGCUGGAAUGAAUGAGAUGAAAAUUAAAUACUGAGUGAAGAUGCACACUACAUUACUAAUAAAUCAGCUUCUGUGCUCUGCUCACUGCUGUAAAUCAUCUCUGUCGCUUGGCUGUAAGCUCUCAAUCUUUAGCAGUCGUUUCUCUUCUGCAGGCUUAAAGGUGAGAAUCUCCUCGUUGAACCUUUCCAUAGUUUCCCUCCCAUGUGCAUAAAUGUCUACAUAAGCUACAGGCCUGAUUUUUUUUUGUUUGUUUGUUUUUUCUUUCCCUUUUGAAUUCUGUCAAGUGUGUUUCUCUGCUUAAAACUGGACAUUCUAAAAAGGGAAAAAAAAGAAAAUCAAAACAACCACGGGAAAAAAAAAACUGUACAGAGUUGUUCUGCUGAAUUUCAAAUCGUCAUCUGCUUUUCCGGACUGUUAUGUCACUGAAGCAACAGGCGCAAAUACAGCUCUCACUCAAAGACGUUCUCUUUUAGUUGCACUAGUUUUCUGUAAUGCUCUUUUUCUGUUUGACAUGGACAGUGAAAAAGAUAUUCUCAAUAUUUCAGAGCUUUGGCUUAAUGUUCAUCAUUCAAGCAUAGUUCAGUAGCACUUCCUUUUUGGAUGAUCCACUGUGUAAAAGUGUGACAUGACCAUCACAUGUAUUUUCUUCUUUUUCUCUUUUCCUUGUGGAACUUCCCCUGUUAACCAGACAAAUUUCUCAACACUACCAUGUUCCUGUUUAGUCAAUAAAAUUAACUGGAGAUCUGAAAAGCUCCUUAGCAUGUACCACAGUGGAAUGGGAUCGUGUGUAAAUGCAACAUAAAAGUUUCUAUAGAACUGUUCAGGAGACUAGCAUACAUGUGAAACAUAACAUCUUUAAAAUGGAGCUUUAGCACUAAUUAGAAAGCUUUAAUCUUCACCAGAUAUGUACGUCUCCAUAGUUUAUUCACCUCUACUGGUUUCCAUUGCUCACAUCUACACUGUACGUCUACAGAGCCACACGUGGAGUUGUUUUCCUGUCAAAAUAGUUGUAUGUAAAGAUAGCAAGUAUACUUUUAUGAAUUGAAAAUUCACAGAAUUGGUCAUAUGCAACUGUGGUUUGAACCUUAUUACAAGUGGCACACUCGUGUCUAACUACAAGUCCUAUUUUACAUUGCUAGACGUCUUGUCUUGUGAUUUCCCGUCACAGUCUAUGUCGAGUUAUUAACCAGCAGGUUAUUAUAACAGCUUUUGUACUAUCACUGUGUACGCUACCAAAGCACAUAAUUGGCACUCCAUCUUCGUACUGGAAGGGGCAUAAUGUAACCAAAGAGCUGGGGGCUGGCCACACAUGGACAAACAAACAUUAAAAAAUAUCAAGCAGUUCACCUAGGCCAGGGGAUGUUAAUUAUACCCACAAUGGGUCCGCGUAGCUGGGCUGCCGCUUUCCAAUCCGACUGGAAUGAAGUCACACUUGAUUAGCCAUUUGAAAUCCAAGCUCAAUUUAAUUGUUAUAACAGCCCUUUGUAGAGAAGUAUGAAGACCACUGGCCUUCAUAUCACAUUCUUAAAGAUGUGGUUACACACUGUCAAAGCUAUGCACGUAAAGCAGUAUUCUGUAAAUCCAUCAAGUACUACAUUUUAAAACAGCCACAAGAAGUAUACGUUAAGAAUUUGUUAAAAGCUGACUGAAUUUGCAAUUCAUAAAAAGCUGAUUUGUCAGGAAAUCCACUCUGUACAUGGCACUCUGUCUGGUUGUUGCAAUAUGCAAGGAGAAAAAGUCACUGUUAUUUUGACGACAGAACUUUUAAGAUAUUAAGUAGGUAUGGAGUAGAUAAAGUUAAUUAUUUAAACAACAAAAAGAAAAAAGAUCAGGCAUGGAAAUUGUGCUUAAAAUAGUUUACGUUCCUGGUCUUAUGUCACUACUUGUCGUCAUGCACUGAUUUUUUUUUUCUCUUUUUUGCGUGUGUGUGUGUGUGUGUUUGUUUUGUAAAUAUGUUCAUGUUUGUUUUGAUGUAAAGAUAUUUUGGCCCUCUGUAUUUUAGCAGGCCUUCUGGCUCCUGUUUUGAUUUUGAUUCACUUCCCGUUUAGUUUAUUUUGAAAGAUUUGCUGGCAAUCUGGGAAUUGAUCUUUUGUUGGUUAAUAAACUUUCUUUGUUUUUUUUAA